This is a messenger RNA of Jaminaea rosea, 2373 nucleotides long. RefSeq lists its product as hypothetical. Gene Ontology annotation, molecular function: phosphatidylinositol binding; ubiquitin binding. The transcript has a single exon. The record is from RefSeq and is a predicted model, not a curated record. Bases 1 to 2373 code for a protein of 790 amino acids. Lineage: Eukaryota; Fungi; Basidiomycota; Exobasidiomycetes; Microstromatales. Gene Ontology annotation, biological process: actin cortical patch localization; actin filament organization; endocytosis. Gene Ontology annotation, cellular component: actin cortical patch.
AUGAAGCGCAUAUGGGCUCAGCAUCGGCUCAAGGGCAAUGCCGAUAUUACGCCCUUCCAACAGCAGCGCGAAGGGGACGAUACUCAGCCACUUCCUCCUUCUUCGCAAGCGCACCACGAUCCACGCACCUCCUCCCCUUACCCGUCCUACGGGGUAGAAGAGGCUCACCACCUCGAGACGACGACUUCUUCCCUCUCGUCACUACGUAGCCAUCGCACCUCAGUCUCGGAGAGUGGCGGCAGCACCAGCAUCAGCACCAACAGGAAAGGCUCCUCGCCCGCUGAGCAGCAGAGACGAGGGGCGAGUCCGAUUGGAAGGCUUGCUAAGCAAUUUGCCUCGGCCUCGCCGUCGAGAAGAGUGAGCGACAAUGGGAGUCAGAUGGAGGACUUGCGCCCGCGACAUUACCAUACGGAUAGCGGAGAUAGCCAAUAUCGCGUUGGGGAACAGCAGUCCCACGCCUCACGAGACUCGUUGCAUCGAUGGUCUAAUCAGCCACACGAUAACACCCACGCCAGCCGGCCAGUAAUUCAUCUCAAUGCGCCACCUGCCCCUACGAUCGACAUAGAUGGCGGACCCAUCUCCCCCGAAAGCGCGUACGAGAGCUACGGCCAUUUCCAGCCGUAUCAUGAGCAGCCGUACUACGUGGCAGAACAGCCAAAGUCGAUGGCAGCAGGCAGGGACAAGAAGAGCCUCUGGUCAGGCUUGGCGGGGAGGAUAGCGGCCAGCAAGGAAGGAAGAGGGAGAGGCGGAGGGGCAGCAAGCGAACAGUCUGCAGCUGCAUUCGUACCCGCACCUGAUGGCCUGCAGGCCUUGAGCGGCGUAACAACAAGUCAGGCCUCUUCACCAGGAGGACCAGGAGCAGAUCCAGACGCUGCUCCAGCUCUAGAGGGUAGGAAGCCAGCAAGCAGCGGUUGGUUCAGAAGCAACGAUAGGGAUAGGGACAGGGACAGGGACAAGGGCAAGAUCAAUCAAGCCGCCUUGGAGCAGGAGGUCUCCUCUCGCAUCGGGCAGCUAUGCUCUCUCCCUCCUUCUUCGCACGACAGCGCCCUCCUUCACGCCCUCAUUUCCCUGAUCUCCCCCUCGGAUAAGGCAAGCAAGGAAGCGGCGCGCUCUCUCCGCAAAGAGUUUAAGUGGGGCCAACCCCCUGGGCAACUACGAGCCGUGCGCGUCUGGGGGGUCUUGAUGCUCCACUCCUCCGAUGCUUUCAAACGCCAUGUUGCUUCGAAGCGCUUUCUGGACGUGUUAGAGGGGCUCAUACAGGAUCCCAAGACGAGCCUGCUCGUCAAGGGGAGACUGCUGAGCGUGUGGGCCAUGCUGGCUCACGAGUACAGGGGAGGACGUGUACUGGAGGAGGUGACAAAGGCGUAUAAUAGGGUGAGGCCGAAGGACUGGCCCAAGGAUGGAAUGCCGCUUGACCUGUGGUGUGAAGAUUUGACGUUGCUCGAGGAGCAGGGCGCGAGGCCACUGAUGGACGGGGAUGGGGAGGAAGAGGGGGGAUACUACGGGGCGACGCCUCUUGAAGCGAAUGGACAGUUGGCCGAUAUACGCAUGUCGCAGCAGCAGCAGCGGGUCGCGUCACACUCGCACGAUGCGCAGGCUAUGUACCGUCCUUCGGGCCCUGAUCUACAGGCUCGAGGGGAGCACCAGCAGCGCAAUGGCAUCAACAACGGCGGCUAUCACUCCACUACUCAGACUCAAACAUACCCGAACCCAUACGAGCGCACUUCACAAGCUCAGCAGGUAGCACCAACGCCAGCGCCCUUCAACGGAGACGAUAUGAUCGCCUCGCUUCAUCGUCUCGCCCUCUCUUCGCCAUCGGGUCAGGGAAACCCUUACCCUCAGCAUCAGCAACAGCAACAGCAACAGCAUCGCGACGCCGCCGUGGACGCAGAGCUAGCCAGGGCGAUCGAGCGGAGCAAGCUCGACCAUCGACACGAAUAUGACUACGAUCAGUCACCGCAGCCGCCGCCGCCGCCUAUCCCUCCGCGUCCCUCUGGCCUGACUGGCACGGCAACAGGAAUGGCUCCCUCAGCCUCGCCCUCGCCCUCGCAUUUGAAGAAGUUGGAAACACGUCCACCACCUCCCCUCCCUGCUGCUGCCCUCACGUCCACUCACCACCACCAAGCAGCGCACAAUGCAGCAAGAGAAGGGCGGGGCGUCGAGCGCUCCUUUUUCCCCGCGCAAGGAUCCUCGUCCUCAUUGCCCGAAGAGAGGCGCCGCAGCAGGAGCAGCGAUAGCGAGAGCUCGCACGUUUUCACACCUACUCAGCCGAGUGAGAAGGCGCUGGGGAAACGGAGGGCGGUCAGUCGGCAGGGGAGCUUGGAGAUGGGCGGCGCGGAAGGUGGGCCAGCAGGGAGUGGUGGCUUCCUUUGA